AUGAACUUUCCCAAUCUCAUUCUCAUCCUAGUUUGUUUCCAUUUCCUCUUCAACCUUCAUCAAACACAAGCUGAAUCAGAAGCAUGUUUAGACACUGCUUGCCACACAAAUCAACCACCAAUCCGAUUCCCAUUCUACAUAGAAACAAUACAACCAAACAACACAUGUGGCUUCCCAGGUUUCAAACUACUAUGCAGCAAUAAAAAUGGAAAAAACCAAACACUCCUUAAUCUACCUUACAUGGAAGAAUUCAACAUCCAAAAAAUAAACUAUGCUACACAAGAACUUUUCGUCAAUGAUCCCAAUAACUGUCUCCCAAAACGACUUCUCUCACUUAACCUCUCUUCUUCUCCAUUCCACGCCGUUUACUAUCAACAGUUCACCUUUUUCAACUGUUCCUUCAAGUUUAAACAUCUCACGUCUCGUUACAAACCAAUACCUUGUCUAACUGAUUCUUCCAAGUACAACGUUUUCGCAACACCGUCGCUUACGGUGUUUUUGCACUUGUCGUCUGUUUGUGACAUAGUUGACACCGUGAAUGUGCCGGUUCAAUCGCCGUUUUAUGAUCGAGUGUUGUCGUCUCAACUCGACGAUGAUCUGAGGUUGUCGUGGAAUUCGCCGUCAUGUCGUAGGUGUGAGUCUCAUGCUGGAAGAUGUGGGUUACAAGUUAAUUCCAGUUUUGAAAUUUCUUGUUACAAUGUUCCUCCAACACAAGGUAUUUCCCGUGGUGCAAGUUACGCCAUAGCCAUAUCUAUAGGAGUACCAACACUAUUAUGUUUCAUUUUGAUAUUGAGCUGGAUAUGCAGCAAUCUCAGAUAUGGAAUCCAUGGUUGGACUUGGGCUCGUGAUACGGUGGCAGAUUUCGAGUCUCUUCUUAAUUCUCAACAAUACAACAACAUCUUAGGUCUUGAUAAACCUACAAUUGAAUCUUACCAAAAAAUAGUUAUAGGUGAUGAUGGCAUUCACUUACCAAGACCUAAUGAUAAGACAUGCUCAAUAUGCUUGUCGGAGUAUAUGCCUAAAGAGACCGUUAAAACUAUGCCUAAGUGUGAACAUUGCUUUCAUGCGCAAUGCAUCGAUGAAUGGCUUCCACUGAAUUCGUCGUGUCCAAUCUGUCGAACUUCUCCAACAUGCUUACUACCAUCAGAAAAUCUAGCUCAAUCAUGA
Molecule: messenger RNA, 1167 nt
Organism: Vicia faba (fava bean)
Lineage: Eukaryota; Viridiplantae; Streptophyta; Magnoliopsida; Fabales; Fabaceae
Source: the annotation of a GenBank genome assembly